UUAUACUCGAUAUCUUUUCCCAAUUUAUAAUAUCCAUGAUUAUAAAUUUUGCUAUAUGGUUUUCUAAGCCUAUCGCGAAGAUUAUGAGAUCUGGUUACAUCUAACUUGGGGUCUUGGUUCACAAAUGGUAUAAACAGCUUUAAGAUCUUUCAGAUUCUGAAUAGCUUCCGAAGUUAGAAAGUCGAAACUCAUUUUAGAGGCAGAGCCUUAUGCUUUGGAAUGCAAACACAAUUAGGUGCCGUUUUUUGGCCCUGGUAUUUGAUUAAGAUCGGACUAUAAACACCGAGGUUAUGCAAGAACGCAUUUUAUCUAAGAUAAGCCUUUACGAUCAACAUGUCGAAGUUGGACUUAAAAUGUAGUUCGCUGUUCAAGUUUCACAAGUCUUCAAGCAGCUAUUAAAUAGAUUUCUUUGGUAAAUUGCCAGGAUAUAAAACAAGAUUAAAACACACACGUAAUAACAAUUGACUUCCGAAGCACUGUGCGGCGCCUGCUUGUCAUGCAGUUCGUUGGUUUUUUUUUUGGUUUUUGGAUUGGGCUAUCAAAUUAUUGACUGCUUUAUAUGCGGAACGUUGCGGGCUGGUCUAGAAUCGCCGCAACCGGGGCCACGGGGCCAACUACGAGUAUAAAAGUAAAAGCUCCAUAUAGGAACGGCAACAAAGCGUCACAACAAGUUAGACGAUCAUGGCACGUUACCAACUCAUUAGCUCCCUGCUGCUGCUGCUCCUGGCUAUUUUGCUGGCCAACACUUCAGCUGAAGCACCCCGGCGAUUGCUUGUUAAUCGUCAGCGCCAGGUGUUUGCCAGGCAGGAGGUGCAGCCCACGCCGUAUCCCUCUGCGGCCGAGCUAAAGCCGGAUGAGCCGGCGCUCAUCUACGGCCCACCUCCGUCAACGGAGCUGGAUGAAUUGCCCACCGAGCAGGAUCCAGCGUUGAAUAGCUUCCAGCCUGAUGCUGAGCCCGAAACCGAUGCCGAGGAGCUGGAUACCGAGGAGAACUCGCUCGAGGAGACCACACCGGCAGCUGUCGCUCGCCUGCGCAGCAGCCGCCAGAGAUUGGCCAAGCUGCAGCUGGCCAAGGCACAGCCAAAACGUUUGCAUCAACGUCAACGCAUUGCCCGCCUGGAGGAGUUGCCCGUAGAAGCGCCAGCAGCAGCUGUUGCGCCGGCAGCCGCCUUGCCGGCUCCACAGUUUUUCUAUCUGGGUGCCCAGCAGCCCUAUGUGGUUGCCUACAAUGCAGCUGGCCAGCAGCUGGCCUGGUAAAUCGUCUUGUGAUUGUUAGAUUGUUAUAUUGAUUGUGAUCGACUGCAUAUAAACCUAUUGUUGCGUCUAUUAAACCAAGUUAAACUAGCUGCAUAUAAAUUUACGUUUUUUUCAACAGAAGUGCUCUACUCUUUACUUUUGCAGUGCUCUUUUCAGUGCCUGGUUGACACUUUUGCUCCAGCGACGAGGUUUUUUCUUUUUCUUUUUCUUUUUGUUUUGCAAAUCAUUCGCCAUUAAGAAGCGCCCAAGAAGCUCAACGAGCCGCUGCUCUUGGCCAGAACUUUCCAUUGUUUGGAUCCAUUUUCAAACAUUGCAUUGAAGUUGUUUUUUUUUUUGUUUGUUGUGCAUUUUUCCUGCCGCUGGAUGGUUCCUUCCACAUUUCUGAACUCCUUUUCCUCAGCUUUUCCUUUGUUCUGGCUCUUUGAAUGCAUUUUUCAUGCUUUGCCUGCUUAUAAAUUGCUAUUUGUGAGUGGUUUUCUUAUUUAUGUUUUCUUUUUGCCCUUCUGAAGUAUUUAACAGGCUGCUCUCAUUACUAUGCUAGCCAGUUAGAUAAUAGCUUCAAAACUAGUAGAAAAUGCAAAGCUCGUGGAUGCAAACUGAGCUUGGUAAUAAUUAAGAAAGAAUAAUUCUAUGUUCGUAUAGGAUUUCCAUUACUUAGAUUCGCGCGGAUAGUAACAGCAACAAAAUUCGCUAGUAUGCCAAAUGGACAACAAUUUGAUAAAUAACAUACAUUUUAAAUGCUCUUCCCAGUUCAAAAAUUUGGCUA
Molecule: messenger RNA, 2023 nt
Organism: Drosophila novamexicana
Lineage: Eukaryota; Metazoa; Arthropoda; Insecta; Diptera; Drosophilidae
Exons: 1
Coding region: 682-1257 (191 amino acids)
Source: RefSeq, a predicted model, not a curated record